UGUAUUGAAAAAAAAAUGAAGAAAGUAUAUCUCGCUGCUAUAGCAGGUAAUAUUGGCAUGCUAUCGGUCGGCCAAUUUUUUGGUUGGGCAUCGCCUACAUUACCGAAACUGAUACAAGACAAGGAUGCUGAAUAUCCCGUGCAUUUGACUUUCGAUGAAGCUUCUUGGAUAGCAGCUUUACUUACGCUCGGUACAACUUUUGGCAGCAUUAUAUGUGCAUUAGUUGUGAAUACUCUUGGACGAAAAAACACCAUGUUGUUCGCAGCUGUACCAUCAAUAAUUGGCUGGUUAAUAAUAAUCUUUGCAACGUCACCGUGGAUGCUGUAUCUAUCGAGAAUUAUAUCCGGUCUGGCCUUGGGCAUUGCUUAUACGGUCACGCCGAUGUACCUGGGCGAAAUCUCGCCGCCAAAAAUUCGUGGUAACUUGAUAUCCAUGCUGACGGUCGCUGUAAACAUGGGCAUUGUCAUCGAGUACACGAUAGGCCCAUUUCUCUCAGUGAAAACUCUUGCUCUCGUGUCUCUGGUGAGCCCAUGUUUGUUUAUAGCAGUUUUUCUCUGGGUGCCAGAAUCGCCAUAUUAUCUAAUGUUACGCAACGAUAAGAAGAGAACCAUAAAGUCUCUCGUUCAAUUAAGAGGUAAAGAAGAUGUUUACAAAGAGGCAGAUCGUAUCGAAGAAUCCAUAAAAGCAGAUUUCGUCAAAAACUCGGGUUUUCGGGAACUUUUAUUUGUGCCGAGUAAUUGCAGAGCAUUAAGAAUAAAAGUAUGUCUAUCUAUAUUUCAACAAAUGAGUGGCAUACAUGCUAUAUUGCAAUAUGCCGAAACAAUCUUCAAUAAAGCAAACACCAAUCUGGAGGAUAAAUAUUUGACCAUGAUACUAGGUACCGUACAAUUAAUCUGUACAAUUGUCUGCAUGUUCAUCACCGAUCGUUGCGGUAGAAAGUUGCUCCUGAUAAUUUCUUCUAUUGGUUCAGCGUGCUCGACCGCCAUGGUCGCGACGUAUUUCACUCUGCAAUGUUACGACGUGGACACCAGCGUGCUGGAGUGGUUACCUGCUAUUGGUAUAUUUAUGUAUAUAAUCAUGUAUAGCGUAGGUCUGGCUCCUUUACCAUCUACCAUAAGCGGCGAGAUUUAUCCAAUGAAUGUGAAAGCUCUUGGUAUUAUGUUGUCACUAAGUGUAGCUAAUAUUACUGCUUUUCUUAUAACAAAGUUAUAUGCAGUUUUCGCUGACAACAUUGGCACGUACGUAUCAUUUUGGAUAUUUACUGCGAGCAGUUUUCUCGCCUCUUUGUAUAUUUUUUUCUACGUACCCGAAACCAAGGGUAAGACUUUGGAACAGAUACAGGAAAAGUUGAAUAAACUGCCGAAGAAGUGAGAAAAUAGAUCAGAAAAGAAGUUACGUCGCGAUCUUUUAAUGAAGAACAUUCAACAAAUUGUAUUAUACAUUAUUCAUUUAUGUAUUAUAUAUUAUACAUUUUAUUCCUAACGAACCGCUUUCUUUAUAUUAAAGAAAUGGUUUUAUUUCUCAAAUAAAGAUAAUCGCGGUUCUUUACGAGCAAUUUAGUAUUUGCUCGCAAAUAGAGCUCGUAAGAGUAUUUUUAUACAUGUAUUUAAAAAUCAAAAUAUAAUAAUAUAAAUAUAAAAUAAAGUUGACAAUUUCAAUCUAAAAUAUCUCAAUAACUUCAACCAACAAUUAUUUACUUUGUAAAUUGCUCAUUUCAUAUUUCACGCACACAGAAGUAUUUAUUUUAGAAAAGAUGAAGAAAGUGUACUUUGCUAAUAUGGCUAAUGUGUUUAGUUGUGCAAAUUCAAUUGUUUAGUAUAUAAUUUUAAUUGCUU
Pseudomyrmex gracilis is the source of this 1835-nucleotide messenger RNA. RefSeq names its product facilitated trehalose transporter Tret1-like. Gene Ontology annotation, molecular function: sugar transmembrane transporter activity. The transcript is spliced from 4 exons. NCBI's taxonomy places the organism in Eukaryota, Metazoa, Arthropoda, Insecta, Hymenoptera, Formicidae. Gene Ontology annotation, biological process: transmembrane transport; carbohydrate transport. Gene Ontology annotation, cellular component: membrane. The record is from RefSeq and is a predicted model, not a curated record. Bases 16 to 1371 code for a protein of 451 amino acids.